AUGGAUAUAAUCUCACAGUUGCAAGAACAAGUGAAUACGAUAGCUGCAAUCACUUUCAAUGCUUUUGGGACACUGCAAAGAGAUGCGCCUCCGGUCCAGCUUUCACCUAACUAUCCUGAACCACCGGCUACAACUACGGCUACUGAUGAUGCUACCGCUUUUCCUGAGCAACCUAAGCAGCUCAGUGCUGGUUUAGUUAAGGCUGCUAAACAGUUUGAUGCUUUGGUUGCUGCACUUCCAUUGUCAGAAGGAGGUGAAGAAGCUCAGUUAAAAAGAAUCGCAGAACUUCAGGCGGAAAACGAUGUUAUUGGUCAAGAACUCCAAAAGCAAUUAGAGGCUGCAGAGAAGGAACUAAAGCAAGUACAAGAGCUAUUUGGACAAGCUGCAGACAAUUGUCUGAACAUGAAGAAACCCGAAUGA
This is a messenger RNA of Microthlaspi erraticum, 420 nucleotides long. The record is from the annotation of a GenBank genome assembly. NCBI's taxonomy places the organism in Eukaryota, Viridiplantae, Streptophyta, Magnoliopsida, Brassicales, Brassicaceae.